UUUUUUUUGUUCAUUCCUCUUUCUCUUUUCCUCAUCACUUUUUCUUUUUCCACCUCCUCACGCCCUCUCCUUCCUAUUGUCCAUACCCACAACACUUAAGCAACAUGAAGCCCCAAAUCGGCCAAUCCAAGCUAUCUAUCCUAAAGCAUGCCCCUACCGUCCACCGCAAACGCCGUCCUAUCGAACUCCGCCAGAAGCACAGCACCCUCACCCGCUCAGCAGAAACACCUUCCUCUUCCUCUGCAGGGCAUGCCGAUACUCCUGGGAUCCUCCGCCGCACCGGUCCUGGCCAUCCGCCGUCCUUACUCCGUCGACAAACGACCCGCCAAAGGUCCUUUAUGGACCUUGACCUGCCCUCGCUUCGUGCGCUGCGUCGUGAGCCCUCGAUGAUGGAACUAGAUCCUCCCUCGACCCUGUUCGCCCCCACACCAAGCCCAUCUCAUUUCACGCCAGGACCCUGGGCAUUUUUCCAAGCAGCCGAGGCUCAGCGCGAACAGCGGCGUGCCCAGAUGGAGUUCUUGACGAGACUGCAGGAAUUGAGAGUGAGGGAUGAGCAGACAUUUGUGCAGUUGAUGGCUGGAUUCGCGAGAGAGUGUCCGGUGCAGUUUGGACAGCUGACAGGCUUUAUGAAGCGGAUGGAGAUAGAGAUGGAAAUGUCUCAACAACAACCGCAGCAGCAUUCGUUCUUCCAACCGCACCAGCAGCAGCACCAACAACAGAGGCAACAGGUCAAUGAUGUGUGGGCAAGGAUGGUGAACAGUCGCGAGUAUAAUGGUACAAAGGUGGGUCUAUUGGCCUUGGCCCAGGCAUAUGGAGGGCAGAUCCAGAGUCACUCGGGUCAUCCUCAUGAGCAUUUUCAGCAGCAACAACAGCACCAAAAUGCUGGCCGUGGUGGCCGUGGUGGCGGUCGGGGUGGCCGUGGUCGUGGCAACAACCACGGCGGCAGAGGAACAGGCCGCGAUAGCGGUGCUGGUGCCAUGAAUGGCCAACAAGCACGUCUACCCAAUGUACCCUCCUUGAGGCGAGGCAAGACCUUCCAGCAGCAGCAGCAAGCCCUCCAACAGCUCACCGCGUAUCAAAGACAUCUCUACCAGCAAGUGCAGCAGCUGCAUCAACAGAAGCAAGGAUGGCAAGGGUCCGGUUUGAACUCCAAUGUGACGAUCCCAAUGGCCCAUGAGUUGAUGCAGUAUGCAGCCAUGCUUGCAGGAGACGGAAAUACAAAUGCGAUCCCCCCGCUGUUGACAAGUAUGCCUUCACCAACGUCCUCAAUUGCCUCGAGUCCGGCGUCCCCGAUUUCACCACUGGGGCUCGGUAGUCUGAUGGCCCAGCGGCAGCAGCAGCAGCAACAGCAGCAGGUGUAUCUUCAGCAGCAACAGCAACAAGAUCCUUUACAGCUAGCAGCGAUGAAUAUGCAGCUGAACAUGGGAUCUUCGCGGCGGUCCCGCUACAAGCCUCCACCAGUUCGAACACAUUAAUUCUUUUUGUUGCCAGACAGAAACACAUGCUAUA
Molecule: messenger RNA, 1509 nt
Organism: Gamsiella multidivaricata
Lineage: Eukaryota; Fungi; Mortierellomycota; Mortierellomycetes; Mortierellales; Mortierellaceae
Exons: 1
Coding region: 105-1475 (456 amino acids)
Source: RefSeq, a predicted model, not a curated record